ACUGGCAGGUGUACACUCAGGUUGUAGACUCACGAGUAUACUCUCCGUUACUGACGUUUACCUUUUGUCUGUGGGAAUUUCCCACAAUAUGGGAAAACGCAGGAGCUUUUUUUACCGGCUCCACCGCAGGCCCCGGCAGCAGUGGCAACCCCAAUGGUCUCCUCUUGUUCCUUCGAACUUUUCGGCUGGCCGGGUUCACCCUGCAGCUCCUGCGUGUGUGCCUCAACUGGGAACCCGAUACCCUGCUCGAUUUUUGAGUCACCACCGAGGUCUUCAGCCCCGUUUUGCAUCCGGAAGGAAUUUCACCCCAACCUCAAGCGCCCUACGGCGGGCCCUGCCUCCUCCGGUGUGGAGGUCCCCCUCAAGGAAGAGUCGUGCUGUCUGCAAGGCACUUGGCACACAGAAGCCCCAUGAGGCUGCCUUCGCUACAAAUGCUGGCCCCGAUGGAGGUGACAGCAGAAGAGCCGGAAGAACCAAUGGAGGCGACAGCAGAAGAGCCGGAAGAACCAAUGGAAGAACCAAUAGACGAUGAGGUAGAGACCCAGGGGCAGGAGGAGGAGAAAGGGGGCCCCUGUAGCAAUGAACCAACAGCAUCUACCUCGAGGCCCCUGGAGACUCAGGGAAACCUCGCUUCCCUCGACUGCAGGCCCAGGGCCUUAAAGGGAAGUGUCCAAUCCAAGGCCCAUGGAGUGCCCAGCGCACACAGCCCUGCAGGAGGCGUCCUUCCCUUUGGGAAGCCUGACCCAGCUCCAGCAGUGCUCCCUGGCCCAGCUCCUGCCUGCUCCCAUUGGCCAGAGAAGGCGGCCUCUCAGGUGCUGGAGAAGGAGCAGCUACCCAGCUCCUCAGGCUUGCAGAUCCCGGGGAAGGAGACCCAGUGCAAGGAUCCUGCGGCUCCAGUAGUAGGCAGCUCCCCUCCACCGAGAGCUGCCAGCCAAGCAAAACGGUCAGGGCAACCCCAGCAGCUGCCACUGGUCCCUGCCGAGCAAUGGAGGUGGGGCAGAGACGAGGGGCCCUCACCCGCUAAACAUCCCUGCCUAUCCUUGGAAGGAUUCACAAACAACAUGGGGGCGAUAGGUAGCAAUGCAUGGCUGAGGAGACUGAAAAAGCGACGUGGGAGGAUAAACAAGCCCCAUGGGCUCGCGGCGUCCUCUCCAUCCCCACGUGCCUCCAGCCUGGUUGGAAUUCCGUGUGGCUUCACAACACGCCCCGGCCCCCACAGCUCCCCUCCACACCAGCAGCGGCCGCCGGCUCCAACCACGGUGAUCUCUGGCCUUGGGUGCUCCGGCGAGCCCACUGGGGACCGCUCCUGGGGGAAGGAGGCUGCCACCACGUGGGGCCUCUCCACCUGCUCACAUGGCUAAUUCCAGCAACAGCAUCUUCCCGACCAACCCCCAGAGCCUUCCUUCCGGGGAGACCCCACACCCCAGAAGACGGAGGCAGGUGAGUGCACAUUCAUCCACCCUGACGUGCAGAAGCUGCUGGAGACUCUCAUCACCAAGAAGGCAGUGAUGAAGCUGCAACAGAAGAAAGAAGGGACAGGGGGGUGGACUGCCCGCAGAUGACACCACUGCGGAAGGAGUGGGACGCCAUUACUCCACAACCCUUCUGGAACCAGAGAGCCCAACCACCGCAGUCGCCCAGUCCGCAGCAAAUCUCUGAUGCCACGGUCCUCAGUUCCUCAGGCCAUGCCCUUCCCUCGCUGUCAAGGGAAUCCUCUAUACAGGGUCUAGGUUGGCCUCACGGGGCUCCUGUGGGCCUUGCACUGGAGCACAUGGAAUGGGAAGGAUCUCGGCUUGCACACAGCUUCCUCAGAAAACCUUCUCCCACUCCCCUGUGAGGUCAGGCCCCCUGUGCUGGAUUCCCCACCCUGGCCUCUGCACCCUGGGCAUCGUUCUCCCAGAACCCUGAAAGCUUCUUGUGGGUCCAGUGAGGAGGAAAGCAUGUCUGACCACACUCUCAGAACUUACUGUGGCCCUGUUAUAAAUUGUUUCAUAAAAUGUUAGUGAAUGAACACAGGAAUCAAUGCUUCCUAAUGUACCUCAUACACAAGUUGCACCACUAAAAUCAUCCUUUCAUAAAGGAUCAUACUCUUUUCAGUAGCCAAUAUAAUGUUUCAAGGAAAAUCUGUAAAAACAAAAUGGCAUUGAUGCUUCAAAUUUAGCAUAUAAAGAAAUUUCCAAAUUCAAAUGAUUCCAUCUAAGUUACUUAUUUUAUAAGUCAGAUAUGAAUAUUCUUGUAGUUUUUUUUAAUCCUUCAAAGUAAAAAUUUUGGUGUUUAGAGAAUACAAACUGAAAAGCAAUUUUGCUUCAAAACAUUCUUUCUAAUGUGCCACAAAUUUAUUUUUAAAAACGAUUACCAAAGAUGUAUUUUUAAGUAAUUUAAAUACACGACUUGCAACAAAUACAUAUAUUGUAAAUCCACUCUUCCAAAAAUGAGGAGCAGCUAUGUUUACUUUCACAUCUAAAAUGUUAAAAUAUCUAUACAACACAUUGCUUAUUUAAAACCAAAUGUAAAAUAUGGUAUUGAUAAAUUCAGCAUGUAUAUUCGUUGUUUGAAAAUUUUUUUAAUUAUUGAAAAUAGUUAAAUAUCUUUUAAAAAUCUUGUUUGAAAGAUGUUAGAAAAGAGAAGGUAGAAAAGUAGGACUGCGUUCUUAUCACCUAGCAGUUUAACCUCAGUUAUAACUACACACACAUAAUAUAUAUCUGUGUGUGCAUAUGUGUGCAUAAGUGUGUAUAAACAUACAUACAUAUGUGUGUUGUAACGACAUUCCAUUAGCAUCACCCAUUCUGUUUUUUGCUGGCAUACACUGUUUUUAUUAUUCUAGAAAGCAAGGCACAUCACAGUCUCUAGACUUGAGCCUAAGUAACUGUUCUCUCUCCAGCCAGUUCUUGGGUUUGGAAAUUCCCUCCUUGCUCACCCCUUAUGGGCAGUGUGUCCACCUCACCCAAGGCCCUCUGAUUCUGAGGGAAUGCAUUCUCUUCCUGGAUCCACAAGGAAGCGUAAUAUCAAAGGCAAAAACUUCCCAGUCCCAUAACCUUCCCCCUCCCCCUUUCUCCAUCCAGGGAUUAGAGGUCUUUAAAUUUUCCGCACACACCUGGGAAAGGACCAAAGGUCAAUCACUCCAGCCUAAGUUGAAAGGAACUCUUCUCCUUGGCCAGGGGGCUUGGAGAAGGUGGGAAUUCCUCCCAGGUCAAAAGUCCCCUUCUUCCUCACCUCCUUGGAUUCCAUCUUUGGGUCCCCUUCCACCAUCCUUGUGGAAGUUUUCUGUCAGGGAUGUCCCCCUCUGGGGUCCCUUCCAUGCAGUGUGGAAGCUGCUUUCCUCUCCGGGAUUCCAUACCACGAGGACUGUGGAUUUCCCCUUCCACAGUCCUCGUGGAAGCUUUCUCUCUCUCUCUCAUCUUUCUUUUUUCUCUGUCUAAAUAAAUCACUUUCUGCAAAAACUCUUUGGAGUUCGAUACUUGCUUGUGAGUGCACCGCACCAUGGUCCCCUCUCCCAUUCUUGGGUGAGUGAGAGACCAAGAGCCUGGAAAAAAUCCUCUCAGGGGAGCUUAGUGGUCCCCUGCACCCCAGAACCUGGAAACCAUUAGUGGCAAACCAGCCAGGAGGAGGCAGUCAGGAGCCAAGAAAGCAUGUCAGAAUGGUGAGUUAUAUCCGACACCCUUUCACUUGAAUUGUCUAUCACUUUAAGAACACCUGAGUGGAGAUGAGAAAUCCAAACUAAUGGGGAAGGGGAGGCCCCACUGAGAAGCAUCCCAGCAACCCGACCACAGCUGGGUUUCCCUGGACACCAUGAACCACUCUGUCCAAACCUCCUUCACUCCUGCCAAAUCCUCCGUCCGACCGACUGAGAUGCCGAAGGAGGAGCAAGAGGUGGCUGCACCAGGGGUGCCCCACAACCCUGUACCCCCAACAUUCACGGUGAUCCGCAUCCACACCAAGACCUCCGUGCGUGAUCACAUCGUCUGGUCCCUGUUCAAUACCCUCUUCAUGAACUCCCGCUGCCUGGGCUUCACAGCAAAAAAAAACAGCGGUUGGCCGGGUGCAGUGGCUCACGCCUGUAACCCCAGCACUUUGGGAGACUAAGGCGGAUGGAUCACGAGGUCAGGAUAUCAAGACCAUCCUGGCCAACAUGGUGAAACCCCGUCUCUACUAAAAAUAUAAAAAACUAGCUGGGUGUGGUGGCGCACACCUGUAAUCCCAGCUACUGGGGAGGGUGAGGCAGGACAAUCGCUUUAACAUGGGAGGUGGAGAUUGCAGUGAGCUGAGACUGCACCACUGCACUUCAGCCUGGUGACAGAUCAAGACUUGGUCUCAAGAAAAAAAAACAAAACAAAACAGCGGUUGAAGGAAGAAACAGCCACUGGCAGCUCCCACUCGGACGGACAGAGCAGCAUGUGGAGUCUCGCAUCAUGAACUUUUGCUACAGAACGACUGCAGGAAUAAACCAGGAAUGCCAGGAGAACGCACAGACCCUCUGAAGGAAGCAGAUUGCUCCUGCAGGAUGCAAGAGACACCCCAAAUACUGUAAGUGCCUAAACUGUGGAAAUAGGAAAGGGGGGAUUGUUCACCCCUGAACACACACAUUCACUGGGAAACCUGAGGGUCUAGAUCAUGGGAGAAGAUUUUGAUCUUACCAGGAGCUGAGUUAAUUUAGAGACCCAAGCAAAACACAGGGGUGGAGGAAGCUGUGGGAAAGACUCCAUGGGCUCUCUGGAUCCCCUAGGAAGCCAUUUCUGCCUUGCCUCACAGGGGUCCUUGGGGAGGGCUGCCAGAAGUACUGGGAAAAGACAAUGGGGAGAAGUAAACCACUAGCUGAACUAUGUAACAAUUCCAAACCAAGUAAGUCUCCUGGCCAGAACUCGGGGGAGGGCAUGAAUCUGCUGUGUAGACUCCACAGACAGGGAAGCAUGAAAGCCCUACUUGCUUUCACAGUUGGGAGGCUACUAGCCUGGGGCCGGUUCUCAGCCCUGCUCACCCACUGCCUAGAAACAGACUGGGUGCUGUUUGGAGGGUAUGUGGGAGUGAGACCAGCCUUUUGGGUUGCGUGUGAGCUGGGUGAGGCCUGCAACUCCUGGCUUUUCCUCACUUCCCUGACAACCUGCAUGACACAACAGAGGUAGCCACAAUCAUCCUGGGACUAUAACUCCAUUGACCUGGGAAACACACCCCCAGCUCCCACAGCAGCUGCAGCAAGACUCGCCCAAAGAGAGCCUAAGCUCAGACAUGCCUAGUCCUGUCCCCACCUGGUGGUCCUUCCCUUGCCACCCUUCAGUUACUGCUGAAGAAAAAGGGCAUAUACUCUUGGGAGUUCUGGGAUCCCACCCACCACCUGAUUCUCCACGUAGAACCACAGCUGAUGCUCUCUUGAAAGUACCACCUCCCAGCAGGAGGCCGACCAAUAUAAAAACAGUGCAUUGAACAAACAAAACUACGGACCUCAUAGAAUUCCUCUUACCCACCAGCCAUGAGAGACCCACAGAUGGUUCCUAUCACAGGACUCUGUGCAGACAACCCCCAGUACUAGCCCAGAGCCUAUAGACCUGCUAGGUGGCCAGAUCCAGAAGAAAGAUAGCCAUUACUACAGCUCAGCUUUCAGGAAGCCACAUCCCUAAGAAAAGUGGGAGAGAACUACAUUAAGGGAACAUCCAGUGGGACAAAAGAAUCUGAACAACAGCCUUGAGCCCUAUACUUUCCCUCUGAUAGAACCUACCCAAAUGAGAAGGAAACAGAAAACCAACUCUGGAAAUAUGACAAAAUGAGGUUCUUUAACAGCCCCCCAAAAUCAUACUAGCUCACCAGCAAUGAAUCCAAACCAAGAAAGAAAUCCCUAAUUUACCUGAAAAAGAAUUCAGAAGGUCAGUUAUUAAACUAAUCAAGAAGGUACCAGAAGGAGGCAAAGCCCAAUUUAAGGGAAAAAAAAAAAAAAAAAAUACAAGAAAUGGGAACACAGCAGCAUUAGGGUUUGGCUCAUCCCAAUUCACAGAUGUUGCUGCCUACCUGGUCUCUCUCUGCUGCUAUUUGCCACAAUUUCUCCUGACACCAGGCUGAGUGACUUUGUUUCCAGAUGGAAAGAGAGGAAGGAGGCCCCUGGACUACACACACAUUCCAGGAAAUGGAGGCAAUAGUAACACCACACCAGGACUCACGGGCUGGGCUGGCAAUGCCUGCUGUUGAACUCCUUAGACACACACACAUUCUUCAGCAGCUACUCCAUGUAUACUACACCUGCAGAAUGCAUCGCCGACACAUCUCAGUUUUAUGGGCUGGUAGUAUUGUAGUACUAGGGACCGCUUCUUCAGUAUUUCAAUUCUGGUGGUCAGGAUGCGUGGAGAGGUCAUGGCAAGCACUCAAGUCCGAGCGCUGUGACCGUCAAGCCACAGUUGGUCCUUUAUACACCUUUAUACAGAGGCAGCUUAGUCACUUAAAAAAGGGAUCAGAAACUUCUUUCUUUUUUUGUUUUUUGCUUUUUUGUUGUGUUUUUUUUUUUUGAGUCAAGGUAUUACUCUGUUACCCAUGCUGGGUGGGUGACACAAUCACAAUUCGCAGCAGCCUCAACCUCCCAGGCUCAAGCAAUCUUCCUGCUUCAGCCUCCUGAGUAGCUGAGACCACAGGUGGAUGUCACAUGCCUGGCUAAUUUUUUUAUUUUUAUUUUUAGCAGAGACUGUGUUUCACCAUGUUGGCCAAGCUGGUCUGGAACUCCUGACCUCAAGGGAUCUGCCCGCCUUUGCCUCCCAAAGUGCUGAAUUACAGGUGUGAAGGUGUGAGCCACCAUGGCCAGCCAAGAUUUAUUUAUGAGGAUUGUUUUUCUCUGUUAUAAGAGCCUACCCCCACCUCCCUGCCAAGAACUAUUGUUUCACCU
Callithrix jacchus (white-tufted-ear marmoset) is the source of this 6859-nucleotide messenger RNA. The record is from RefSeq and is a predicted model, not a curated record. Lineage: Eukaryota; Metazoa; Chordata; Mammalia; Primates; Cebidae.